UUAAAAAAAAAUGCAUUUUGCAUCCACAUUUCCAACUCCAAGUCUCAUCUGAGUAUCUUGCACAACAGUCGCCAACACAAAAUCCAGCGCACCUACCUACAACCGUCCGCCGUCGUUCUCUCAUAUCUCUGAUUUAUGUUCUCUCUCUGCUCUCGCAGGUGGUGCUAAAUGAUAAUUCAAUCGCCACAUUUCUAAACCCUAAUUAUGGAAUGCACAGUGUUAUUUCCUCCUAGUUCGCAUUUUGUUCCAUUGGGAAGAACAUUGUGCAGAAACCAGAGAAUCACUUUAGCAACACGUUCAUCAAAUUCAAAUAGAAGAAAAGAGAAACCAACAAAGAAUCUUCAAUAUCCACGGCGUGGCAAGCUACCUCCAGAGUUUGGUGUUAAUUUAUUCUUGAAGAAGCCUAGCACCAUCACCACGGAACCAACUCAUGAUGACAACGAUAAGGAUUUCACCGUAGAAGAGAAUCAGGAGGAGGAACAAAGUACCGAUGUUGUUUGGGAAUCCGAUGAAAUUGAUGCCAUAGCAUCGCUUUUUCAAGGUAGAAUCCCACAAAAACCUGGAAAUUUGGACCGGGAAAGACCUCUUCCUCUUCCGACUCCUCACAAGCUUCGACCAUUGGGACUACCUACGCCAAAAAGACUACCAGCUAUGGUUUCUUCUCGUGCUCCUAUAGAUAAGAAAUUAUAUAAAAAUCCGACUUUUCUUGUUGGGUUGGCAAGGGAGAUCAGUAGGCUUAAUCCAGAUGAUGAUGUAUCUAUAAUUCUAGGAAAGUGGGUACAUUUGCUGAGGAAGGGUUCUUUAUCGAUGACAAUAAAGGAGUUAGGCCAUAUGGGGUGCCCUGAGAGAGCUCUACAAACAUUCAGUUGGGCACAAAAUCAGCCUCAUCUCUUUCCUGAUGAUUGGAUUCUGGCCUCAACGAUUGAGGUCUUGGCUAGGAACCAUGAGUUGAAGGUUCAGUUUAACCUAAACAAGUUUACUGCUAUGGCGAGUCGUGGAGUAUUGGAGGCAUUCAUCAAGGGUUUUUUAAAAGGAGGAAACCUUAGACUUGCUUGGAAGGUAUUGGCAGUUGCAAGAAGGGAUAAAAGAAUGUUGGAUCCCAGUAUUUAUGCAAAACUAAUAGUGGAACUUGGAAAGAACCCUGAUAGAUACAGACAUGUCGAGUCGUUGUUAGAUGAACUCGGAGCACGUGAUGAAUUGAAUUUGAGCUCGCAAGAUUGCACUGCUAUAAUGAAAGUCUGUGCUAAGAUGAAGAAGUUUGAUAUGGUUGAGAGCUUGUUCAGUUGGUUCAAACAGUCUGGUUCUCAACCAAGUGUGGUUAUGUACACUUCUGUAAUUCAUAGCCGCUAUGCCGAGGAGAAGUACAGAGAGGCAUUGGAUGUAGUUUGGGAAAUGGAGGCUUCAAAUUGCCUCUUUGACCUUCCAGCAUAUCGCAUGAUCAUAAAGCUGUUUGUUGCUUUAAAUGAUCUAUCUAGAGCCAAGAGAUAUUUUUCCAAACUUAAAGAAGCAGGAUUCUCUCCCACUUAUGGUUUAUACAAGGACAUGCUUGAAAUUUACAUGGCCUCUGGGAGGAUAGCAAAGUGUAAAGAGAUCUGCAAGGAGGCCGAGAUAGCAGGUUUCACGUUAGAUAAACAUCUAGUGUCAUAUGGUUUAAUAAAUAAAGCACAGUAGACUGUAAGAAUCCAACAAGAAUUAUGAUAGUUUGUAUCAAGUUUGGAUCCCUCCUUAUAAUCCAAUGGGUACACUGUACCAUUAUGGGCAUCCAUUUGUACAUUGACAAACAUCUUCAACAUUGAGGGUAAAUUAUUAUAUGUGAAUAUGCAACUAAAGCUUGUGAUGGUUGUUCCAACUGUUGAGAGAGAUUGUCAUGAUAUGGAAAAAAAAAGGGUCUAUUUAGUUUGAAAAA
This is a messenger RNA of Trifolium pratense (red clover), 1906 nucleotides long. Its product is annotated as pentatricopeptide repeat-containing protein At2g01860. The transcript has 2 exons. The record is from RefSeq and is a predicted model, not a curated record. Gene Ontology annotation, molecular function: protein binding. Bases 205 to 1671 code for a protein of 488 amino acids. Lineage: Eukaryota; Viridiplantae; Streptophyta; Magnoliopsida; Fabales; Fabaceae.